Molecule: messenger RNA, 1881 nt
Organism: Enterobius vermicularis (human pinworm)
Lineage: Eukaryota; Metazoa; Nematoda; Chromadorea; Rhabditida; Oxyuridae
Source: the annotation of a GenBank genome assembly
AUGGCAACGUAUUACUUCAAGGGUUUGAGUAAUUCAGCUGACGUACAGCAUCAGCACCCUUCGGGUGGACGCGAAUCGAUCAGUUACGGUGUUAACAGUGCAAAUGGCGCUUCAUUAUUAAAGCUAAGUUCUGAUACGGUCGGGUACUUGGGCAGUCCUGAAGUAUUGGGCACUGGUGAAUAUCAACAUUUUUCUGUCAGGGUUGAAAUGGAUGAUGAGCAGUUGUUGGGUACAGAAGAAUGCCGACAGAGUGAGGCUUCUGACGAAUACCGUUUCAUCUUUUCAAAAGCAGAUUUAGACGAAAUAUUUCCAUUCAAUAGCGAGUUUGUGAGAAAGUUAUUUACAAACACCUAUGUACUUUUUGCCGGGGAUUCCAUUUUACGGACGCAGUAUAAGGACUUUAUCUGCUUACUGCAGAGGGAUGGGCUCUGUCAACAGUCGGUAUUGAGGAAGGUUAAUGAACCCGUGUGUAUGGGUGAUGUUCAGACAGAUCAGAAUGAAAAAGCGUUUAAUGGUCCAUUAACAAAAUGUUCUAGAGAAUAUUCAGACGCUACGCAUCUUGUGCGAUAUAAUUUUGUUUCUAGGCUAGUGCUUUACCUGGCGUUAUUUGCUACGUCAUGCAUGAAUGAUGAAGUGAAAAAGUUACUUUGCUCGUUCCUUCAUGAGCCUCCGGAUGUCCUCUUUUUGAAUUCUUGUUUGUGGGAUGUAUCUCGUUAUGGCAGUCAUCCUAAUGGCUGUGCAACGCUUAAUCGGGAUGGCGAACGUUCAGAAGAAGAUGAGAGAAGCGGUUUACAGCAGUAUGCUGACAGGUUGAGCAGGUUGAUGAGGAGCUUACAUGAUUUCUUACCUGGGGGAACAAUGGUCAUAUGGGUUACUACACCGCCAGUUCGAAAAAGUCAGAGCGCUUCUGUACAUCAGCUUAACAGCAACGAGUAUAACGGAAGAUUAGUGGCUCAUGCGAAUUACAUUGCAUCUCAGAUAGUUCGCGCAGCUGGGUACGAUGUAGCAGAUAUCGAUUUUUUACUCAGGAUCCCCCAUUUCAAUCGGUUUCAAUCAAAAGAUGGUGUACAUUGGUUACCUGAAGUAGUACGACUCAUUUCUCAGCUACUAAUCAGCCAUGUCGUCAAAGGAUGGCGAUACCCGUUGGAUGGGAAAACGGCUUCUCAUAUUAAUAAACUGUUAGUGCUGCCUAAUAAGGCAGAAUUUAAUGAAGCUAAGAGCGGUAAUCUGGAAACAGACAAUGGUUUGAAAAUUUUUGGCGCUGCCGCAACCAGAAAGCUGUGUCCCUUGGGGAUACCAGAUGCUUACCGCAAACAAAACGAUCGCAUCAUGAAGAUACUUAAUACUAUUAAAGGGAAGAAGAUGUGCAGGGAAAUAUCCUUUUUUCGUUACGUACAACACCAGCUAAACCAGCUCGAAGCGCAGAAAGAGGGAAAGAUUUCUGGAGAGGAAGUUGUUGGUGUCAGCGAUGCUUUUUUGAAAUGUGUGGAAGACGUAAUUGGGACUGAACAGGCGUUUGAUAUUAUGAAGAAUGCAAUGUCGAACUCAUUGGAAAAUCAUGAGAAAGUUGGCAUUUCAGAUUCUUUACUUUGCUUGAUGCGUCUUGUUCGUUCUCAAACUUUACUUUUUCUUGCGCUGUAUCGUGAACUUGAUGCAACUGCUAUUUGGAAGCGCACAGUUUUUCAAUUUUUUAGCGGAAUUUGCUGGGAGAAGGAGACGAAAAUAAAAGUAAAAGUCGUCGUCUUUGGCGCUGUGAUCGAUGCGGAAAACGAAAGUGGAGUCUGGGACAGUGAAGAUACUGUUAAAUUUAAAUUUUCUUUAAUCAAGAGCUCUUCUAGGGUUUUUUGUUUUGAAGGUAUUGAAGCAUUAUUUUUGCAGUGA